CGUGCGCGGAGCCGCCGCGUCCGUCCGCUCUUAAAGGGCCCGCGCCCCGGAAAACUCGCCGCCCGGCGCGGCGUCGGGUCGCCGGCGCCCAUCACGCCCCUCACCCGCCGACUCUCCUCCCCUCGCGGCCGCCCCCGCCGCCGCCUGCGCCUUCGCCUUCGCCUUCCUCCCCUCGCCCGGCGUCUCCGGGCUCCCGGCAACCAGCUGCUCCUCGCUCUCACGGCCCUGGCCGGGGCCCGCGGGGUCUCGGGGCCGUGCUCAGCCCCCCGCGAGCUGGGACCCCUUCCCGGAGCCCGCAUCCCCUCCCUCCCCGCCCCUUCCCGGCCGCCCCCUCCCCUCCAGGACCCCUGGGAGCGUCUCAGCGGCUCCUGGGAGGGGACGUUUCCCAGUCUCAGGCCGGGGUUAAAGUUCUGGUGCUGGUGAGAUGCUGGAAGCUGCGGCCGCAGCCGCAACCCGUCCCGGAGGUGUCCUGUCGCCUCUCGACGCCGCCGCCGCCGCCGCCGCCACUGCCGCCCUGUCGGGGCCAUGUUCGCUCUGGGCUUGCCCUUCUUGGUGCUCCUGGUGGCCUCGGUCGAGAGCCAUCUGGGGGUUCUGGGGCCCAAGAACGUCUCGCAGAAAGACGCCGAGUUUGAGCGCACCUACGUGGACGAGGUCAACAGCGAGCUGGUCAACAUCUACACCUUCAACCAUACUGUGACCCGCAACCGGACGGAGGGUGUGCGUGUGUCCGUGAACGUUCUGAACAAGCAGAAAGGGGCGCCAUUGCUGUUUGUGGUCCGCCAGAAGGAGGCUGUGGUGUCCUUCCAGGUGCCCCUAAUCCUGCGAGGGCUGUUUCAGCGCAAGUAUCUCUACCAGAAGGUGGAACGAACGCUGUGUCAGCCCCCCACCAAGAAUGAGUCCGAGGUCCAGUUCUUCUACGUGGAUGUGUCCACCCUGUCACCAGUAAACACCACGUACCAACUCCGGGUCAGCCGCAUGGAUGACUUUGUGCUCAGGACUGGGGAGCAGUUUAGCUUCAAUACCACAGCAGCCCAGCCCCAGUACUUCAAGUAUGAGUUCCCUGAUGGAGUGGACUCGGUGAUUGUCAAGGUCACCUCCAACAAGGCCUUCCCCUGCUCCGUCAUCUCCAUCCAGGACGUCCUGUGCCCUGUCUAUGACCUGGACAACAACGUAGCCUUCAUCGGCAUGUACCAGACUAUGACCAAGAAGGCAGCCAUCACAGUGCAGCGCAAAGACUUCCCCAGCAACAGCUUCUACGUGGUGGUGGUGGUGAAGACCGAGGACCAGGCCUGCGGGGGCUCCUUGCCUUUCUACCCCUUUGUGGAAGAUGAACCGGUUGAUCAAGGGCACCGCCAGAAAACCCUGUCCGUGCUGGUGUCUCAAGCAGUUACAUCUGAGGCCUACGUUGGUGGGAUGCUAUUUUGCCUGGGCAUAUUUCUUUCCUUCUACCUGCUGACUGUCCUCCUGGCCUGCUGGGAGAACUGGAGGCAGAAGAAGAAGACCCUGCUGGUGGCCAUGGACCGAGCCUGCCCAGAAAGCGGUCACCCUCGAGUCCUGGCCGAUUCCUUUCCUGGCAACUCCCCUUAUGAGGGUUACAACUAUGGCUCCUUUGAGAAUGGUUCCGGAUCCACUGAUGGUUUGGUAGACAGCACAGGCACGGGGGACCUCUCUUAUGGUUACCAGGGCCGCUCCUUUGACCCCGUGGGGACUCGGCCACGCCUGGACUCCAUGAGCUCGGUGGAGGAGGACGACUAUGACACCUUGACCGACAUUGAUUCCGAUAAGAAUGUCAUUCGCACCAAGCAAUAUCUCUAUGUGGCCGACCUGGCAAGGAAGGACAAGCGCGUUCUGCGGAAGAAGUACCAGAUCUACUUCUGGAACAUCGCCACCAUUGCCGUCUUCUAUGCCCUUCCUGUGGUGCAGCUGGUGAUUACCUAUCAGACGGUGGUGAAUGUCACAGGCAAUCAAGACAUCUGCUACUACAAUUUCCUCUGUGCCCACCCCCUGGGCAACCUCAGCGCCUUCAACAACAUCCUCAGCAACCUGGGGUACAUCCUGCUGGGAUUGCUCUUCCUGCUCAUCAUCCUGCAGCGCGAGAUCAACCACAACCGGGCCCUGCUGCGCAACGACCUCUACGCCCUGGAGUGUGGGAUCCCAAAACACUUUGGCCUGUUCUACGCCAUGGGCACAGCCCUGAUGAUGGAGGGGCUGCUCAGCGCCUGCUACCACGUGUGCCCCAACUAUACCAACUUCCAGUUCGACACGUCAUUCAUGUACAUGAUCGCUGGCCUCUGCAUGCUGAAGCUGUACCAGAAGCGGCACCCAGACAUCAACGCCAGUGCCUACAGCGCCUACGCCUGCCUGGCCAUCGUCAUCUUCUUCUCUGUGCUGGGCGUGGUCUUUGGCAAAGGGAACACGGUGUUCUGGAUUGUCUUCUCCAUCAUCCACAUCAUUGCCACCCUGCUCCUCAGCACACAGCUCUAUUACAUGGGCCGCUGGAAGCUGGACUCGGGGAUCUUCCGCCGCAUCCUCCACGUGCUCUACACAGACUGCAUCCGGCAGUGCAGCGGGCCCCUCUACGUGGACCGCAUGGUGCUGCUGGUCAUGGGCAACAUUAUCAACUGGUCUCUGGCUGCUUAUGGGCUUAUCAUGCGUCCCAAUGAUUUCGCCUCCUACCUGUUGGCCAUUGGCAUCUGCAACCUGCUGCUUUACUUUGCCUUCUACAUUAUUAUGAAGCUCCGGAGCGGGGAGAGGAUCAAGCUCAUCCCCCUGCUCUGCAUCGUCUGCACCUCCGUGGUCUGGGGCUUCGCACUUUUCUUCUUCUUCCAGGGACUCAGCACCUGGCAGAAAACCCCUGCAGAGUCGAGGGAGCACAACCGGGACUGCAUCCUCCUCGACUUCUUUGACGACCACGACAUCUGGCACUUCCUCUCCUCCAUCGCCAUGUUCGGGUCCUUCCUGGUGCUGCUGACACUGGACGACGACCUGGACACCGUGCAGCGGGACAAGAUCUAUGUCUUCUAGCAGGAGCCAGGCCCUUUGCUUCACCUCAGGGGCCCUGAGCUCCUCUGUGUCACAGGCCGGCACUCUGCAAUGCCGGGGGUGUGAGGCCCAGCACCGCUGCCCAGCACUGGAAGGUGGUGGGACAGUGAGGUCUAGCCUGGGCCUGGCCCGGGACAGUCAUGGGGUGGCAUUGAGCCUUGCAGCUGCCCUCUGCAGGGGGGAGGCCUGCUUCUCCUGAGCCCCAGACGUUGGCCAGAUUGCUGCUUUCUUCAGUGUUGGGGCCUUCCUCGGGCCUCUGGCUUGGCUGUCCAUUUCUCUCUCUGCAGGAGGAAGGCGGGAAGGCAACGUCGUUCCCAUUUCAUGCCUUGCAUUCUGCCUGUCCUCCUCCGUCCCUAGCCUGGGACCCGAAGUUCUUUUUUCCUCCCAAACUCACUCCAGGGCCUAGUCCGGGGCCCAAUUCAGUGUUCUGUACCAGGGCUCCAGCUCUCUGUGGGGCUGCACCUGGCUGCCAUCACUGCCCACUCUGGUCAGCCAGGAUGAAUGGGGGUAUCAGACUUUGGGGGAUGGCUAGCUGGUGCCAGGCUUUUGGUGCUAAGACCUGCAAGGGGCCCGGGGCAGUAAGACCCCUCUUCCCUCUGACCUGUGCCGAGGGCUGGCUCUUUAGCUAUGCAGUCAGAGCAAUUUGAGAACCGCCUUGUGAUCUGAGAGGCUGAAUUCAGAGGUUACCUGCUCGUCCUAUCAGCCCCUAGACUGAUGCCAGCACCAGGACAGAAGGUAGAAGUGACUCACCCCUUCCCUUCCUUCUUUCCAGGCCCUUCAUCCUGCCAAACCCCUGCUGGGGCCCUUUCAGUGCCAUGACACUGCCUGUGAAUGUCCAUGGGGCAAAAGGGGGAUGACAGAAAGAGCUCAGCCCAUCCUGCCUCUUUCACAGCCGCGGGAGCGCCAGUGCCUGCCUUAGAAAGGGGCUUGAGGAAGGGACAUGCUGUUUGCCUCAACGUCCCCAGUCCUAGCCUCAGGUUAGGGCCCAGGGCUGGCUUCUGAGUUUCCGUCCAGUCUUCAGCCAAGUUCUGUGUCCGUCACACACGUACACGUGAAACCUUGGAGUUUACACAGAGUUGUUCUCAGUUCUGGGUCCCCUGACCACUCUCGUCCUUGGACCCCGUUCGUCCCACCCAGUCCAUUCCAGAUGCCAAGGGUGGGGGAGGCCAGGGGAGGGGGGCUCUCCCUCCGGGAUGGGAAUGUGUUUGAUUCUCCCAGAAGUGUUGGAUAGCUCUCCUUGGGCUGGGGAGAGGUGGAUCUGGGUCUUUUUUUCAGAACUCUGUUUUAUGUCUCUCCAUGCUACAGUUGCAUUUCUGUUUUCUAUGAAUGAGUUUGCAUUCAAUAAAGAACCAGCCAGUCACAGUGUUGGGCCUA
This is a messenger RNA of Carlito syrichta (Philippine tarsier), 4416 nucleotides long. RefSeq names its product SID1 transmembrane family member 2 (gene SIDT2). The coding region runs from base 526 to 3024 and encodes 832 amino acids. The transcript has 26 exons. The record is from RefSeq and is a predicted model, not a curated record. Gene Ontology annotation, cellular component: membrane. Lineage: Eukaryota; Metazoa; Chordata; Mammalia; Primates; Tarsiidae.